CAUGCUCUUUUUCUGCAACUCAGUCUAGAAUUUUUUAUUUCCGUUUUCAUUGUCUUGCAGGAUUCGAAAAGUAUAUUUUAAGUCUAAUAAGUGCAUUUGCUAUGGCAUAUAAACUGCAGUUUCUUUUAUAGGAAAUAUUAUAUGUGCAGUGAAUGUUCUUGUAAAAUAACUAUUAAAAUUAUAUGUGAAAUAUCGACAUAGUUGAAUGUGUCAGGGUGGUAAAGGAAUAAAUUAUCACCAUUGGGUUUCGUGUUUGAAGACUCAGAUAAUAUGAAGCACUUAGCAUCACGGCAACGACUGCUAACAUUUAGCCAGGCGGAAGAGUUAGAACAGUCAACGGGAGACCAUGCUGACCGCCCAUCAUUCUCCAAAAUGGACGAAGAACUUUUGAAAGGUGACGAAGAUGCCGUUGGAUUUUUUUCUGCUAUGUUGACAACAAUAUCUUUGUUCUCGUACUCGUUGGAUAUAGCUUCCUCAGCUGUAUUAUGCUACUGGCUAUUCAAUACUGGGCGAUGGUGGUGGUGGUUAAGUAUCGCAUCUUUGCUCUGUGCUCUGCUCAUUGUUAAUAUCUUUAGUAUGCGUUGGUACAUUCACGAUGCUCAAGAGGACAAAGCUCACGUUUUAAAAGUAUCUACCUCCCACUGGGUUAUGAGAGUACUUUUUCACAUAGUUCUCUUAGGACCUAUCAUUAGGUAUUUAGAAUUGUUUUUGUAUGGAUUGCACAGUUGUGAUCGAAAUGAUCCCAAGCGUUACCAGUAUCGUCUCAUGUUCUUGCAAGAAGAUAGAGAUACUUCACUUUUGGCACUGGUUGGCAGCUUUGUAAAAUCUGCACCUCAGUUGGUUCUCCAUACUUAUAUUCUAACGCAGAAUAAGUUCCCCAUCAAUUUGCCCACAACUAGAGCUCAGGCAGUCAACUUAAUAGCAGCUCUGAUAGAGCUAUCCUUGGCCCAGAGUUCGUAUCACCGAGCCCUACGAAGAUCUAUACCUACAAAGCGCAAUAUAAGUAAAUCAGGAGCGACUGUGCAGUUUCUUAGCCACUUAUGUGUUAUCGCAUCAAGAGUACUAUCCCUCGCUGUAUUCGCCUCUCUAUACGCGCACUGGGUUUUUGUAUUUUGUGCAAUUCACUGGGGUCUGAUGACUGCUUGGUUAAUUUUUCAAAGAACAUCCUUCUGUGCAUCCGCAUCUGGACAGCCAAGACCUUUGGAAGAACUCAUUUUUAACAUCGUGAUCGGAGUCAUAUAUCUCUUUUGCUUUGUCAACGUUAAAGAUGAACCUACAAGGUGGAAAUAUACAAUUUAUUAUAUUAUCAUUUGGAUUGAAAAUGUUACUUUGGUUACUCUGUGGUACCUGAGAGCUGAUCCAGAUCUAUGGUUUCGCAUUCCUCUCCUUUCCUCUGUUGUCAGCAGCUUAGCAGCUGGUUUGCUACUAUUAAUUAUUUACUACAUGUUUCUGCAUCCUAACAAAUUAGUGACUCCGAUAGCUGUGUGAAGAAUUUCAUCAACCAUCUAACCGAAGAAUAUAAUGUCAUCAAUAAUUUAGUGGAGUAAACCAUUUGUACCUCCAUAAAGAAACCUAGAUCUGUGAAUAAUGUAAUAAAUAACUUUGUUUUCUCUUCAAGCAGAGAAUAACAUCGUAAAUCACAAACUAAAUUACUUUUCGUUCCACAGAAGCGAACGACAGUAAAGUAUUUGUGCUAUCAACAGCCAUAUUAAUGAAUGGUCUACAAAAAUAUUUUGCAGCAAAUGGCUUAUUGGAUGAACUACACCUAGAAUUAAAAAUUUUGACAGCAAGUUCGAGUUUAAUUGUAUACUGGAAAAACUUUAUACAGGAACGAGAAAAGCACAUGAGAACAAACCAGCUUUCAAUCUAAAAAAGCUUUAAAGUGUGGAGAAAUUGUGAUUGCACGAAUUUGCUUUCCUCGAACAGAAGGAAACAACGCACUUCACAGAGAACAGAAAUGAGUAAUGUCUGAUAUGAUAAACAAUGUUAAAAAGCUGAUAAGACGAUAAGAUCAGUGUUGUAAUUGUGUAUUUUUCAACAAAAAGAAGGUAAGCUAAAAUCUGAUUCACUUUUAUCAUCAAAAUACUGUAACAAACUGUGUCUUUAUUUAAAUAAAAAAAUCUGAUGUGUACGCUA
This is a messenger RNA of Stegodyphus dumicola, 2136 nucleotides long. RefSeq names its product XK-related protein 7-like. Gene Ontology annotation, cellular component: plasma membrane. The record is from RefSeq and is a predicted model, not a curated record. Gene Ontology annotation, biological process: engulfment of apoptotic cell; phosphatidylserine exposure on apoptotic cell surface; apoptotic process involved in development. Lineage: Eukaryota; Metazoa; Arthropoda; Arachnida; Araneae; Eresidae.